GUUCCGAUAUUUAGUGGCAAGAAUCACUAUCUAACUACACGUGUAUGCCUGCCCUUGAGCGCAUAACAUUAUCUUUGCCAUGCCGGCAGUCCCGGAUCAAGUCCUCAUAAAAGAUGUACAAGGAUCUCACUGCCACUCAUCGAUUAACACCCCACAACGUUCUCCUUUGAAAACUUGAAUUUACGAUUCUUGCAAUGAUCGACAAGCGCGCCAUCGAAUUUGCCGACCUUUUCGUCACUUCUCUCUCUAACCCGUAUCGUCCUGAUCAUUGCGCCCUAUUCUACCUCUCUUGCCUCAAAAUAUUCACUUCCACCCCAGAGACUAUCAUCAGUCUGCAAAGGACCAGACACGACAUCUUUGAUACUCUUAUUCGCUUCCUCACAGUACCACGAUCCCGGUCCGAGGCACUUUCAUUCGGCACCUCCCUGGAAAAGUGCACUUGUGCAGUCGAAACCGACAGUGAUAUCAAACUCAUCCACAAUCUUCGCGAUUUUCGAUACCCUAAAUCGCCGUGCACGUUUGUUGAUGUCCUUGACUCGAUAAUGGAACUGGUCGUUCGUGCCAUCGUUCGUCCCGAUCCGAAUAAUGCCAUACCCCAACUUCGCAAAGCGCGGAAAGAAGCGCACAAGGCAGAGCGAAGCGGUCUGCAGCCCCAGUGGCCCACAAAGGCCUCCGAUACUUUCCCGCAGGGCGGAGAGACCACCAUUCGCAUGCUCUGGACGUGGGUUGAUCUGUACGGGAUCGUCCACGUUGUCUCCUACGUGAACAUCCUUCUUCGAUCCUCCGGAAGCACCUUCAUCUCAUUCUUCUCCAAAAUGCCCAACUAUCCUUCUCGCAUCCUUGCUAUCUUCGAAUCACGGCUCGACAAGCUGAAUUCAAGUAAAUACCAAGAAGUACAUCCCUUCGAUUUGGCGUCGAUCCACGAUUUUAUACGUCUCACGGGUACAGUGGGAUCUGAUUCGAUGCGGAAGGACUUGGGGAUAAUGAUGCAGAUGGUGAUGCUGUGGCGGCCUUAUGGAGAAGCUCUCCUCCUCCUACUCGCUAAAGCCCUCCGCAUUGCAUCUUCAACUUCCAAUACCCUUGUUUCACGCAUCAUUAUGAAGGAACGCUUCCAAGACACCGGAGCGAUGAUACACCAUCUCUAUCUCCAACACAAAGAGGUCAUACAGUACCAUCCGCUCUUCCUAUCCGAGUCUCGUAGAAUCGCAGCAGCGGUGACGAACCUCGAUCCCUACGCCAGCACUGCAGCGAUUCUGAAGUCGUUGCUGGAGAUGGAUAAAUGUGGGUUGUACGGCUGUUCGCAGACGUUCACCUUGCAGGGGAGGAGGUUUCCGUACUGUGCGGGUUGUGGGAAGAUUCCGUAUUGCUCCCAAGCGUGUCAGCGCCGGGCGUGGAAGCAUCCUGGCGUGCCUCAUAAGGCGGUUUGUGCGACGUUGAAGAAGAUAUGCGACACUGUCGGGAUCAAUGGGAACUCGUGGGUAAAUGUCCCACAGAAAGAGUUUUCUAGGAAGUGCAAAGAGGCGAAUAUUACAGUGGAUGAGGCGAGGAUUCUUGUGAGGUAUCUUGAGGAUUUGUUGGGGCAUUCCGUUUUGUAUUUGUAGAUUAUCUAUGCUCCGAUAUCCGUCGUUCGAUAGCUUCUUCAAAAAGUGUAGCGUUCAUGGCCUUCCCUCAGUAGGAUCAGUGCGGGGUUCCUCUAGAGGAUCUGUAGUGACUAUUGAUCUGCCUAAAAAGGUCUGGCCCGCUUGAAAUGUAGAUCGUUAAUAUUAGAGUUUAGAGUUUAGAAAACCGG
This is a messenger RNA of Guyanagaster necrorhizus, 1789 nucleotides long. RefSeq lists its product as uncharacterized. NCBI's taxonomy places the organism in Eukaryota, Fungi, Basidiomycota, Agaricomycetes, Agaricales, Physalacriaceae. The record is from RefSeq and is a predicted model, not a curated record. The transcript has 2 exons. The coding region runs from base 195 to 1601 and encodes 468 amino acids.